UGAAGCAGCAGCGGUGGUAUUGCCCCUGGGGCACAGAUGAUGUGGACACUGUUGGCUGCCCUCUUCCCACUUGCCGACUGCCCCACCAACCUUCUGAGUGAUAUUCAGAAUGGCUUGCAGAACUCAGCUCUCUCUGCAGCCUAUGCACUAUGAGGAAGACGGUCCGUGACCACCUGGUGGACACCCUGGAGGACUUGGAGGAGGCUGAUCUGAAGAAGUUUAAGCACAAACUCCAUGACAUCCAUGUUAAGAAGGGCCACGAAAACAUUCCUUAUAGGAGGCUGCAGGACGCAGAUGUCCAGGAUCUUAGCAGUUUGCUGCUCAACUACUACAAGGAGGAUUAUGCCAAGCAACUGACAGCCAGAGUGCUGAAAGCCAUCAACUGCAAGCACCAGGCAGAGAAACUCCUCAAAGACAUCGAAAACAGAGCUAGCAGUCCUGUUCAGACCACUGUGUCACCUCCCAGUGCCACCUCAAGAAGAAAUGGACUCACGUCUAAGUCCGUCAAGGCAUCUGAACCCCUCAGCUCAUCUUUGGUCAACCCUUGUGGCAACUUCCCACCAGCCGUGCCUAGAUCUUCUACUAAAUCCUCUGCUUCCAAGUCCCCCACACCAAAGUCCGUGACUUCAAAAAUCUCAGCAUCUAAAGCAGCGGCUUCUAAAGCAACGUCAGCUUCCAAGUCUUCAGCCACAACUGGCCUUCUAAAAAGGCCAGGUGAAGUGGCCACCUCAGGUGGCAGAUUAGCAGAGGCAGCAGAUUGUCCAUGGGUGGCCCCUGUCAAACCACAACCCUGUUUGUUCUGCCCCCUUUUUCAAACUUCACUUAGUAGCAGCACUCUAGCUGCUGCUGCCCUCACACUCCUCCUCUUCCUCCUCCUCCUCUUCCUCCUCCUCUGCUUUCCUUCUUUUGGCUUUUCAAAUGCCAAGGGAAGGAAGUGAAACAGGAAGCAGUUCUCCUCCACACUUCCAUUUUCUUCCUUUGACAUCUCAAAAGCCAGCAGUGGGAGAGUGGAAAAGGAAAGGAAGAACACUGGCUGCUGUGCUGCCACCAAGGGAGGUAACGGGGAGGGCCUGGGAACUCUGCCUGGGUGGGAAGCCCAGCGGUGGGUGGUGGUGGUGGGAGAUCAGGGCUGUGUGUGGGUGGGGGGAGAUUGGUGCUUGAUAUGCUCUGCACAUUGUGGGGAUAAAGGUGUGGGAGGCUGAGAUUGGAGAUGAGUGAGAUAUAGGGGAAGAUCAGUGUGCAAUGUACUUUAGAGAUGUGCACAAAACCGGCGGGGACCAGUUCAGUAGGGGGAGGAUAACAUUAAGGGUGGGGGAGGAUGCACUUCUCCCCCCACCCACCAUUUCCCACCCACCCACCAUUUCCCCCCCGCCCACCAUUCCCCCCACCACCACUGGUGCUCCAUUUUUUACAAGUCCAUCAAGGUGGCUGCGUACCUCCCUGCCACUCCAUUUGCCCCAUUGACCGUAAGUAACCAGAAGUAGCUGAUGCACCUGCAUGCAUCGGGCGCAAGCACAUGCAUCAUGUGCACUUGAAUGACAUGCACACGUGUGCCGACAUGCACACGUGUGCCGACAUGCACACGUGUGCCGACAUGCACACGUGUGCCGACAUGCAC
Hemicordylus capensis (graceful crag lizard) is the source of this 1618-nucleotide messenger RNA. Its product is annotated as pyrin-like. The record is from RefSeq and is a predicted model, not a curated record. Bases 150 to 938 code for a protein of 262 amino acids. Gene Ontology annotation, cellular component: cytoplasm. NCBI's taxonomy places the organism in Eukaryota, Metazoa, Chordata, Lepidosauria, Squamata, Cordylidae. The transcript has 4 exons.